UGUAAACCUUCCGUGUUAUCUGUAUUGAAAUUUAUUUGAUUUAGGACUGCUUUUUGACGCGUAUUUAAAUUGUACUCAGAGAAUAUAGGAUGUCACGCAAAUGGUGGAACAGGAUCUGAGAAGGUGCUGCUACAUGUACUGUUUGAACAUGCGUCCGGCUAUGCCCUGUUUGCAGUCCAGGAGGUGGAGGAAAUAGCGAUGUUGCUUCCACAGGUUGAAGAAAGUGUGCUGAACAUUGGAAAAUUUAACAACAUAGUCAGGCUGGCAGCGUUUUCACCCUUCAAGUCUGCCCAGAGUGCCUUGGAGAACAUGAAUGCUGUUUCUGAAGGUAUUGUACAUGAAGACCUGAGGCUAUUGCUUGAGACCAACCUUCUGGCGGGUAAGAAAAAGAAAGCCAUUUUAGGCACUUCUGAUGCUAAAAUCGGUGCAGCAAUCCAGGAGGAGUUGGGUAUUACAUGCCAGACUGGUGGUGUAGUGGCUGAACUAAUAAGAGGUAUUCGACUUCAUUUUCACUCCUUGGUGAAGGGCUUGACAUCUCAGUCUGCCUCUAAAGCACAGUUGGGUUUAGGGCAUAGCUACUCGAGAGCUAAAGUAAAGUUUAAUGUAAAUCGUGUGGAUAAUAUGAUUAUCCAGUCCAUCAGUUUACUGGAUCAGCUAGACAAGGACAUAAACACGUUUGCUAUGAGAGUCAGGGAAUGGUACGGUUAUCACUUCCCUGAGCUGAUAAAGAUUGUGAGUGAAAACUAUACUUACUGCCGUGUUGCCAAGUUCAUUGGAAACCGAAAGGAGCUGAAUGAGGAGAAGUUAGAGGAGCUGGAGGAAAUUGUGAUGGACAGUGCCAAGUCACGGGCUAUUCUUGAUGCAGCCAGGAGCUCCAUGGGAAUGGAUAUUUCACCCAUUGAUCUAAUUAAUAUUGAGAGUUUCUCUAAUCGUGUCGUAUCAUUGGCAGAGUAUAGAAAGGGGCUUCAGGAAUAUCUUCGGUCCAAAAUGAACCAGGUUGCUCCUAGUCUGUCUGCGCUCAUUGGGGAAGUGGUGGGUGCUCGUCUCAUCUCUCAUGCCGGUAGCUUGACAAAUCUGGCCAAGUACCCAGCAUCUACAGUACAGAUCUUGGGCGCCGAAAAGGCAUUAUUCAGAGCACUGAAGACCCGGGGUAACACUCCCAAAUAUGGCUUAAUCUUCCACUCGACUUUUAUUGGCAGAGCAGCAGCCAAGAACAAGGGCCGUAUUUCACGGUAUCUUGCCAACAAGUGUACCAUUGCAUCCAGGAUAGACUGCUUUUCAGAAAUACCUACGAGUGUCUUUGGUGAUAAGCUUAGAGAACAAGUAGAGGAGCGUCUUACAUUCUAUGAAACUGGUACAGCACCGCGCAAAAAUGUGGAUGUGAUGAAGGAAGCUGUUACUGAGGCUAUGGAGGUAACAGCAGAGAUAAAGAGAAAAUUGGAGAAAAGGGAAAGGAAAAGAAAGAAGAAAGAAAAACUAAGGAUGGAGGCCUUGGCUGCAGCUGCGGAGGAGGAGGAAGCAGCAGAGGAACCUAUUAUAAAGAAGGGUAAAGUGGUCCUUGAGGAAAAUGAGGAGGCUGGGGUAAAAAGGAAAAAGAAAAAGCAUGAAAAUGUAGAAGAUGCUGAACAGGAUCGUGCAGAGAAUGGAGUAGAGCUGGAAGGUACAGCUUCAUCACUACCAGUUAAAAGGAAAAAGAAACAAAAAGAAUCCCCGGAAGCAGAAGAUGUGAGUAGAAGUUAAAUGUCUGUUUGUAGGAUAAAUUGCCAUUUGCUAGGUAGGCACUAUUUGUGCAGAUUUUAAUUUACAAGGAUGCUAAUGCAAUAUGUUGUGUUUAAAAUAACCAAGCUAGCCAAAGCACAAUUUUUUUCAGAAGAUAUUGGAGGAGAA
Protopterus annectens (West African lungfish) is the source of this 1887-nucleotide messenger RNA. It is a transcript of the gene NOP56, whose product is annotated as NOP56 ribonucleoprotein. Gene Ontology annotation, molecular function: snoRNA binding. Lineage: Eukaryota; Metazoa; Chordata; Ceratodontiformes; Protopteridae. Bases 199 to 1740 code for a protein of 513 amino acids. The transcript is spliced from 12 exons. Gene Ontology annotation, cellular component: small-subunit processome; box C/D methylation guide snoRNP complex. The record is from RefSeq and is a predicted model, not a curated record.